AUGGCGUCAGCAUCAUUGCUACUUCCAUUCGGUUCUUCAUUUUCCAAACGUUUAUCUGGGAGUCAUCAAACAGUUCAAAAAAUCAGCAUUGAAGGUUUUAUGAUACAGUGCUCAAGUUCAGAAUCUAGGCUGCAAGCUUCAAAGACCAUCGAUCACAUGAAGGAGUGGGACUUCGUGAAGCGUAGGGAAGUAAUUGGAUUAGGUUUUGGCCUGUCAGGCCUUCUGCUAGGCUCAUCUUCUUCAAAAGCAGCUGGAUUACCCCCAGAGCAAAAACCGAGGCUGUGCGAUGAUGACUGUGAGAAAGAGAUAGAAAAUGUACCUAUGGUAACUACUGAGUCUGGGUUGCAGUACAAGGAAAUCAAAGUUGGUAGAGGACCAAGCCCUCCUGUUGGAUUUCAGGUUGCCGCUAAUUAUGUUGCCAUGGUUCCCUCGGGACAAAUAUUUGACAGUUCACUGGAGAAAGGCCAGCUUUACAUUUUCCGCGUUGGCGCUGGUCAGGUGAUCAAGGGACUGGAUGAAGGGGUCCUGAGCAUGAAAGUCGGAGGAAAACGUCGACUCUACAUUCCGGGACCAUUAGCUUUUCCAAAAGGCCUCACAUCAGCUCCGGGAAGGCCACGAGUGGCUGCUUAUAGUCCAGUUAUAUUCGAUGUUAGUUUGGAGUACAUACCCGGCCUUGAAGACGAUGAAGAGUAA
Fraxinus pennsylvanica is the source of this 693-nucleotide messenger RNA. The record is from the annotation of a GenBank genome assembly. NCBI's taxonomy places the organism in Eukaryota, Viridiplantae, Streptophyta, Magnoliopsida, Lamiales, Oleaceae.